Messenger RNA from Aspergillus tubingensis, 1605 nucleotides. RefSeq names its product putative serine/threonine protein kinase. Bases 1 to 1605 code for a protein of 534 amino acids. Gene Ontology annotation, biological process: protein phosphorylation; mitotic G2 DNA damage checkpoint signaling. NCBI's taxonomy places the organism in Eukaryota, Fungi, Ascomycota, Eurotiomycetes, Eurotiales, Aspergillaceae. The record is from RefSeq and is a predicted model, not a curated record. The transcript is spliced from 2 exons. Gene Ontology annotation, molecular function: protein kinase activity; ATP binding. Gene Ontology annotation, cellular component: cytoplasm; site of double-strand break; nucleus.
AUGCACCACUCUCAGCUGGCCCCGCUGCCGAAUGACUUGCCGUUUCGCAUCGUUUCCAAAACAAUUGGUCAGGGUGCUUACGCUUGCAUCAAGAAGGCCGUCCCCACCUACACAGACAAUCCCGUUUUCGCAGUCAAGUUCAUCCAUAAAGAGUACGCCGCCCGUCAUGGAAAGGUCAGCCCGCGUCAGCUACAAAUGGAGGCGACAGUCCACAAGCAUAUCGGGGAUCAUAACAAUAUAAUCUCAUUCUUCCAAACUGGGGAAGAUGACAUCUGGCGUUGGAUCGCGAUGGAGUUGGCCGAGGGUGGUGAUCUGUUCGACAAGAUCGAGGCUGACGAGGGUGUUGGCGAGGACAUCGCGCAUGUAUACUUCUCGCAACUGAUAAGUGCCGUGGGUUAUAUGCAUUCGAAGGGCGUGGGUCACCGCGACAUCAAGCCGGAAAAUAUGCUGUUGACAGCCGACGGGAACCUGAAAAUCGCAGACUUUGGGCUAGCCACGUUAUUCGAGUACAAGGGCGUGACGAAAUUGUCUACAACUUUUUGUGGGAGUCCUCCAUAUAUUGCACCCGAGGUGAUAUCUUGCAGUAGCAAACAUAUGAUGAAAGGUGCAGGCUACCGACCGGACCUAGUGGACAUCUGGUCCUGCGGAAUCGUCCUGUUUGUCCUCUUGGCUGGAAACACCCCGUGGGAUAGUCCGACAGAGACCAGUUACGAAUUUCAGGAAUACAUCGCAACAAAUGGACGCACAUCUGAUGAGCUUUGGCAGCAAUUGCCUAUAGAGACUCUUUCGCUACUACGUGGAAUGCUGAACAUCGACCCCUCUAACCGCUUUUCCCUGGAGGACGUUCGGAGACAUCCCUGGUAUACCCGACCGAACAAAUACCUAUCCCGAAAUGGCACAUUAAGGGAUCCGAUCAACUUAGCUACAACCAUGUUUGAGUCACUCCAUAUCGACUUUUCCCAAGAUCCUUUCGCUCAACCCCAUGGGGGUAGUUUUGGUGGGGGUCGAAUGGAUAUCGAUCUGGGUGAUGGGAUUGAUGCUGAACAAAGGAUUUCAUCAACGCAGCCGGAGAUGCCGAGGACUGAUAUGCUGGUCGACUGGGAUACCCCGCAAGUGGCGGAUGCGUUCUCAUCAACACAACCCCUGGGGCGACCGUUCUCUGCCGACGACAUGUCGGCCCUCGACCAUCUAGAGGAUGAGCCGUCAAUGUCACAAUUCUCGCCUCAUCCGUCCGUACCCCUGAGUCGGACGCAGAAAGCGCAGCGAUUCCAUGAUAUCGUGCCUUCUCGUCCCAUGACACGAUUCUUCUCUACGUGGGAGCUUAAGAUUCUAGUGCCUCUAAUCUGCGAGGCUUUGCAUCGUUUAGGGGUUCCGGUUCCUGCGGUUCCCGCCGUUUCCGCAGGGGACACUUCCGCAAUGCUUCGUAUCGUAACUCGGGAUGGGAGGAUGUGCACUUUGCAGGGUAAAGUCUUGAUCGAAUGUGUCUCCGAGGGCCUAUUCGAGAUUGAGUUUAUGAAGGUGAAGGGCGAUCCGCUGGAAUGGCGGCGUUUCUUCAAAAAGGUGGCCGUGCUUUGCAAGGACGCCGUCUACAAGCCUGACUGCUAG